This is a messenger RNA of Eurytemora carolleeae, 4011 nucleotides long. RefSeq names its product eukaryotic translation initiation factor 2-alpha kinase. Gene Ontology annotation, biological process: protein phosphorylation. Gene Ontology annotation, molecular function: ATP binding; protein binding; protein kinase activity. The transcript is spliced from 25 exons. The record is from RefSeq and is a predicted model, not a curated record. Bases 237 to 3419 code for a protein of 1060 amino acids. Lineage: Eukaryota; Metazoa; Arthropoda; Copepoda; Calanoida; Temoridae.
AAUUAUUGAUGAAGAGUUGGAUGAAUACGAAACAUUUUCUCAUUUGAAAUUUUUAAAAAAUUUAAUAAUGAAUUUAAUCUGGUGUAUGUAACAUUCGUAUUGUGCUUUUUCAAUAGAUUGGGAUACCACGUUGAUUCAAGCCUUGGAAACUUUUUAAUUUUUAUAAUUGUUCGGGGGAUUCAUUCUGUCAUUGUUUCAGAGAAAAUGCAAGGAUACGGCUGAUUGAUUGAUUGACUAUGCGUGUGUACAUAUACCUGGCAGGGUUGGGGGUCUGCCUGCUGCUAGCAGGCCGGCUAACCUACUGUGGCGCAAUGGAACAGGAAUACAGCUAUACAGAAGAGGACACUAAUCCGGAAGUAACAAUACGACCUCCCUCUACCCUGGCUCCUCCUGUAGACGAUCCUAUACUGCCCCUGUGCCCCCCGAAACCGGUGUUUAAGGAGAACUCGCGGAAAAACCUUCUCCUAGUGAGCACUCUUGAUGGGCAGAUUUCAGCACUGGAUUUAAACAAGGAAGGUGAAAUGUUCUGGAGUGUUUCAACCUUCCCUGGUUCCAUGCUUUCAUCAACCAUCUCAAAUAUGGAUCUUGACAAUAGGGGACACUUUGUCAAGCUUAUACCUUCCCUUACAGGUCGUCUCUAUAAAUUCAAUGGCGAUGUAGUAGAACCUAUUCCUAUGGAUGUAGACAGUCUUCUUGGGUCUUCAUUGAAAAUGCAGGAGAAUAUGGUGGUGACAGGUGGGAAGGAAAGUAGAACCUAUGGGAUACUUCUUGAUACAGGAGAAAUAUUGUAUGAAUGUUCAAUGAACGAGUGCACAAACUUCCAACAAACAUCUAAGGAGAUCUUAGUAGUGCAGAGAAACACACAAACUGUCCGUGCACAUACCCCAAGGACAGGAGAUCAGAAAUGGAAUUUCUCAGUGAGUCUUCACGAUGUUUCCUACCAUCCUUCAGAUGAUCCUUGUACAGAGGAAGACGACGAUGGGGUGGAUCUAUUAGAUAUCCAGGACGACUUUAGUUUGAAGACGGUAGUCCCUGACGGUAUGAUCUGUGCCACUAGGUCUGAGGACCAGAACCUUAUCAAGUGGAAGAGAAAGUUUCAGGCUCCUAUUGUAGAUGUGUGGAGAUUGAAGAAUGGAGAACUGAGUAAGGUAAAUCUGUUCUCUAAGAACCAUAUCCCUAAGCGGAAUGUUCUCCUGGACGAUGAUGACGACGUUGACGACGAUGAGAAUCCGUCCCUGUACAUUGGGAAGCACAACAACCAGCUGUACAUACAGGAGUCUGUACAGUUACGUAGAGAUGCAGAUUCAGCUUUACAUGAGUACAGUCUGAACCCGGCAGGUUCAGAACUCGCAUAUCCAAGAGUAACCUGGAAGCCCUAUUUGGUGAGUCCGAGUCGAACCCCGGUGUUUAACCUUGGUACACCCAACCCGGACCUGGGGCUCAUCACAUUCGAACAAACCAUACGACGGGGAGACUCUAAGAACACGGCGCUAGCGAUCACGGCAAAUAAUGCAGAAUAUCCAUAUGACUCUGGACUCUAUCUCUAUCCUGACACUACUUCACUAAAUCCUGAUGAUACCAUUACCAACAUGACGACCAUCCUCGGGGGUCAGGAGGUUGAGGAGGAGGAGGCUGAACCACAGAACACCAUCGAGUACAUCUCCAGAGGUCUAUCUUACUACUGGAUGGAAGUCAUAUUUAUUUCGCUUGUUACGGCCGUUAUGAUGAACGUGCUGAUCACUCGACCAAUCAUUCAUCAGAUGCGAGAUAAUUUCCAGACCCUGCAGACUGAGAAGGCCAAGGAGGUGGUGAGAGAAGUUUUUGUCGAAGUCCCAGUUCCAUCCUUCUCAGGGUUUCCGUCAACACCAAGUGUUGGAACAAACUCGAGUUCAGGACCUGAUUUCUCCACCAUAGACAGACAAAACUCCGAGUUCAGCUCCAGGUACCUCUCGGACUUCGAGCCAGUGCAGUGCUUGGGACGAGGAGGGUUCGGAGUUGUGUUUGAAUCUAAGAAUAAGUAUGAUGAUAUUCAUUAUGCGGUGAAACGAAUAACGUUGCCAAGCUCAGAAGAGUCUAAAAAGAAGGUUAUGAGGGAGGUAAAGCUUCAUGCUAAACUGGAUCAUAAACACAUAGUUCGUUACUUCAGCACGUGGUUGGAAAGUCCGCCGCCCGGGUGGCAGGAAACAGCUGAUUCCUGGUUUCAAGACCAAGAUGUCGGAACAGGACCAACACCAUUUGAUCCUACAGCGACAGAUUACUCUAUGUCGAUUGUUGAGGGUGUAAAGAAGAAUGAUAAUCCUCUUAAACCGUUUUCCAUGUCCUCGACUCGAUCAAGACAAGAGAACAGCUCUGGGAAAUACCGGUGCAACGCCUUAGAUAGAACUGGUGAACAGUCUUUUAGUAUAACCUUUGAGGAUUCUAGUAGUGAACUUUGGGAUAAAAAUGUAUCACGGAACAGUGACUCUCGAAGUGAUUCAAGUGAUGAUAGUGAUUGUGAUAGCAUAGGCAGUCCACAGUUAGCUGAAGAUACAACUGGAGGCAUAGUUUUUGAAACGGAUCCAUUAGAGAUUAAGGGAAGUGUGGAAGCUAUAGCUGUAGAUAUGGAUAAUACUAGCAGUGGUCCUUUUAAAAAAUUCAAGCAAUCAAAAUCAGGAUCUUCAGAGAGUUUAUCCUGUUAUGAUGCCUUGGAUUGGGAUAUAAACCAAAAUUCUGGAAGCUCAAAAGAAACUAGAAGCCGAGCCAAAUCCUACCUUUAUAUAGUAAUGCAGCUGUGUAGAAAGGAUACGCUCCGAGAUUGGCUAAGAAACAAUAGUGUCAGAUCAGAAAGUGAGAUUUUAUCUGUUUUUUCUCAAAUCUGCGUUGGUGUACACUAUGUACACAGGCAAGGUCUGAUUCAUCGAGAUUUAAAACCUUCAAAUAUAUACUUUGCACCCGACGGAGCUAUUAAAAUCGGCGAUUUCGGUCUAGUGACUGGCACUGUACUAGAUACUGGCGGGUAUGGUGAUUCGACUAGAAAUGAAGGGUGUGAGGAUGAUCAGUUGACGGAUCAGGUUGGUACACAGAUGUACAUGUCUCCAGAGCAGCUACAACAGAAACCGUACAACCACAAGGUGGAUAUUUUUAGCCUAGGACUAAUUUUUCUAGAACUUUUAGUCCCAUUCUCUACUCAGAUGGAGAGACAGUAUUCCCUUUCUCAAGUAAAGAAAGGAAAUUUUCCAGAGCAAAUACUUGGGAGCCCAGAGUAUACACAACUUUUAGGUAUGAUGCUUCAUCUGAAAUCAGAGAACAGACCUGAAGCAGAAGAGAUAUUAAACUUGCCCUGGAUACAGGGUCAUGCAGAUACAAGUCCUAGAAACCGAUUGUCAACUUCAGGAUCAGAGUCAAGCAUUAUUCCUCCCUUUUCUCAAACCUGUUCUUGAAUAAUAUACAAAAGAAAAUAUUUUCCUCUCUUGUGUCCAAUUUCAUGAACAUAAUGAUGGAUUUUGCAUUCUCUAAUCUUCAUAAUUAAAAACAUUGAAAUAAGAUCAAUCUAAGAUUCGGUGAUGGUGAUGGAUCAAACCUUUUAUUGAAAAUAUAUUUCGGUCUGGGUUGACCCUCGCCAGUUCUUGAGAUUGUUUAAAAUCUUUAUGAUCGAUAAACAGAACUGGGCAUCGUAGAAUGAGGCAUGAAAUAUGACGAUCUUAACUUUGGAUAUUUUCUAUUCCUUGUAUUUAAUUUAGUUUCGAAAAAAAUAGUAUGUCAUUGCUGAAAACCACCAAUUGAAGUAAAAACUAUCAUUUUUGUGGAAACCCCUGUGCAUUUCUCUUGCGAAAGAUCACUGCUGUACCAAAAUUCACCAAAAAUCACGAGAUAAAAUCACAAGAUGUUUAAUCUUACUACUUGUCAUUGCUGAUACUGUAGAACAAACAGUAUUGUACUUAUAAUGAAUUGUAUGUUAUCUAAAAUUACAUUAUCCAACUGUAAAUUUUAUUUUUUGCUACUUGUAAAGUAAUAAAUCGAAAUUCACUUGAA